AUGCUUUUAAUAUAUAGUUAUUUUAUUCGGCCUGAUGAUUCAUUGUCUUUUCAUGUCGCACCGCGUGGUAGACGGAGGCUGAUUUACAAGCCAUCUGUCUAAGUUGGAGAGCAGAAAAUGGCAUCAACUUUAUACGAGAACGUGGAAGAUUGGCACUCCAAUGAGGAACGCAAAGACUUACUCUCAUCAGGCGAAGUAGACGCACUUCAGGUCAAAGGAGAUGUUGAAGAAUACGAUCGCGGAUUCGAAGGAAUAUGUCCAAAACAAGAACCACAAGAUGAAAUAACAGAAAUAGAACUGCAUGGUGUGGAUGGAAAUACAAAGGAAAAUGGACACGAGUAUAGUUAUAAAAACGGCAACGAUAUUGAUGAAGAACUCGAUGAAGAUGAGGUUAAUGAUGAUGAAGACGCAAUGAAUGGCAGUGAGGGCGACAACAACGAUCAGGACAAAGAGGAAAAUGUCGAGUUACUUGCCAAGACGACCGAAGAAGAGGCCACAUCGUCAGUACCUUAUUAUGGGAAAACUCUAGUAGCUCCUGAGUAUAUGAAAUUUCUUUCCCCCGAAGAAACUUCUCUGGCAGGAGAGGAAGCAGAGAAAGAUUCUUCCCAAAGCACUUUACUAAAUGAAUUUAAAGAUCAAAUCAAAGAGAACCGCAAAGAAGACCAGAGCACAGAAGAAACAUCCGUUCAAACUGUUGAGAAUGAGGAAGAGGCUUUGGAGGAGGACGACUUAAGUUCGUCCAAAGAAGAACUGGACGAAGUUGAAAAUGAUGUUGAAAAAAGCGAAGAUGUAAGACACUCUUGUCCCGUCGAGGGGGUUGAUCAGAGCGAAGAAGACGAGGAGAUAGUUGAGGAGGAAAAAGAAGAGGAAGAAGAGUGGGACGAUUCAAGUAAUGGCUCAAAGCUUACCCCACUGGAGGAAAAAGGUUCCCCACAGCUAGCUCAAGAAGACGACAAUGAAGACCAAAGUGAAAGUGAGGAGCCAGAAAAAGAUGUUGAAGACAUUGGGAUCAAGGAGGAGGAUGAGAAGUUAGUCAACGGCGAGGAUGCAGGAAUUUUAAAAGUGGAACAAACGCUUGAAAAAGGGAGCGAAAUCAGUCCCGGAUUAACUAAAGUAGAUGAUGAAAACAGCGACAGCGACGAGGAAAUAGACAUUGAGCGUGAAGAAUCAGCAGGUCGAAAGCAUUCCUCUUCCCUGAAAGUACACGUUCACUCGCCAACUCCAGAUAUAAGCGAAAUGGACCCUGCUUCCCAGUCGUUCGACGCUGGAGAGGAUGGGAAUGGCGGAAAAGACCAUGUUACCAAUCAACAAGAGACGAUGCAAGAGCAGUAUUUAAAUGAAAUUGACGAAGAAGAACAACAAAGAAACUUGUUCAGUAAACCAGUUGAAACUAAUGAGAUUUACCAAGAUGAAGAUGACCUAGGACACGAAGCAGUUGAUGGUGAGACCUACCAAGAAGGAGAUUCAGAGGAAAAUGGCGAGGGUGGCGAUGAGAACGAGGCGGAAAGCUGUGAAAGUGACCAAGAAGCCGCAAACGUAGUAAAGGACGAGACGACUGCUACAUCCACAGAGGCGCCGUUGAAAGAAGAAUACGAUGUUCAUUUUAGUUUACAUGGACAAGAAAACGAGUCGGACCUUACCGGAAGAGUGAAGGAGCUGGGAAAGAUGUUCGAUGGAGGUGGUCCAGUAUUUCCUUCACCUGGGAGGAAUAACUCUGAGGGAGUCGAUGGGUCUCCGAUCAGUGUGCGUAAAUACAAAGCAAUUUUUGAGCAAGACCAAAUGUCGGUUCAGGGUGCUCGAGACCCAGUUUACCUUCCUUCAGGACGAAGAGAAGAAUUGAUCAAUCCUCCAAGAGGCAUUGUGAAAAAUUUGCUAGGACUCUUUGAGAACCCUCAAGGCUUUGAAGCAAGGAAAGGGUGAGCUGAACGCCCAAUGAAGAUCGGUGGAUAUACCUCUUAACAUGAUAUUUUAUCUAGAAGACAGUUAAGCAAGUAAUAUAAAUAAACUUUAUUAGCAGUAAUCUUUUACAUGGAUAUAUUUAAUAUCAGUAUCCAGUUAUCUAAAAUAGCCUUAAGCCAGUGCUUUUAAGAGUGGAGCUUUUAUCACGUCAACUUUUUGUGGCAGGCAGUGGGAUACAUGAAGCGGCGAACAUUUAUGGAGAGAAGCCUUGGAGAUUAAUUUUUAGGCUUUAGUUAAUUUUAGAUAAAGAGCUUCGGGAAUAAAUUAACUUAGAUUUUACGUCCCGGAGAAGUGAAAUAGACCAUAGAACAAUAGCUCAACAAAUCCUAAAAUAAAAGCUAGCAGUUUAGAACUAAUUAAUCAACACCUAAAAAUGGCUCAGUGAAAACGGAAAAAAAAGAAUAUUCAAAAGAGUGCUUAUAUCAAAAGAUGAGAGACGAUUCUCGAUUUAAAAAAGGAAUUUUGCAGCUUUUUAUGUGGAUAACCGUUAUAGGAAUGGAACCAGUUCGGCAAUUAUCGUCUAAGGAUUUGUCCACAAUGAUCCAUGGACAAAAUAGAAAAAUAAAAUGCAAGAGUAAGGUAUUGGUUCACUCUUUAAUUUUUGAUGUUUUUCUUAAAAUUAUAUGAAGUCAAAAGAAAUACUUAUGUUUCUUAAAUAGCACGUAAAGAUAAAUACACUUAUGCAAUAUUAUCAGCGUAUCAACUCAUCUGAAUGAGCGAAUAUUAUCCGAGCGAAUAAAAUAUAAGGAGUCUAAAAAGAGUACAGUUAAUGGUUUGAACCCAGGAAUAACAUUUAAUCGAGUAGUCUGAUCGUCCGGGAGAGAAUAGUAAAAAGUACUGUUAACGUU
This is a messenger RNA of Pocillopora verrucosa, 2807 nucleotides long. Its product is annotated as aspartic and glutamic acid-rich protein-like. The record is from RefSeq and is a predicted model, not a curated record. Lineage: Eukaryota; Metazoa; Cnidaria; Anthozoa; Scleractinia; Pocilloporidae.